Messenger RNA from Mycena indigotica, 1452 nucleotides. RefSeq lists its product as uncharacterized. Lineage: Eukaryota; Fungi; Basidiomycota; Agaricomycetes; Agaricales; Mycenaceae. The transcript is spliced from 2 exons. The record is from RefSeq and is a predicted model, not a curated record. The coding region runs from base 1 to 1452 and encodes 483 amino acids.
AUGGACUGCAAUCACCUGACUAUUGUGGAGGCAAUCCCUGAGAAUAAAGGACUGCUUCCCACAAGCGCCCACACCUCAACAGCAUCUGUUUCUCCUUGUACUUUCACGACCUCCUCGAUGACGACUGCUGAACUUGUUGCUGAAGAAGCGCUUCAAGAGCGGCUACGCCUCUGGCGCACCGAGAAGGGCCCAGAUGUAACGACACAAUACCAGGACAUGCAACUCCAGAAUGACGCCCGGCUGGGCCGGUUUGUGCGCGGAAUUUUACUCCGCAAGCCAACUGACGGCGAGCAACCGCGCGACUUUCGCGCAAAGCAGCUUCAUGAAAUCAAGAAAGCCUGCCAGGAUGCAGAGCGAGAGGACGACAAGCUGAAGAAUGUCUUACAUGAAGGUGUCGAGGUUGGGGCAGCGAGAAUCAAGGAUUUGUAUGUUAGCGUGGCCCUGGAACACCCGGAUGAGCUUGACCCAAUCAAUCAUGUUAACGAACAAUUGCGCAAACCGAUUGGCCCCGUCGCCUACUGCAGCCCCGUCUUGCGAACACUUUUGUUCGCAGAGAACUUCGACAAGGUCCCUGCGUCCAAGAUAAGCCAGGCAAUAGAGCUCGAUCUUCCCGACCGUGUCGAUUCAUUGCUCGAGUUCCACCAUAUUGCGUUUCAUGCCGACGUUGCGGUGAUGGCGCAGCUCUACGAUCCGAUACUUGCAACAGACAAGCUCAAGCGGAGGGAGCUGUUGAAGCUGCACCAGGCAAAGAUGGAGAAGCUUUCCGUCGAAUUCUCGGAUAACAUAACCGCAAGACUGACGCAGCAUUGGGAGCAGUGUCAAGCUGAUAUCGACGACGCUGCCUUUUCGGAUACCAUCUCCAGCAUUGGAGAUUACGCGUCGAGAGAACGGAGCGAGGCCACUAGCUCAGCCGCACAUAGCUCUUCCUCUGACUGGUCGAGGAAUUUGAAGCGCCCGUUCGAGCAUGCUUCCUCUACUCUUCCUCCAUCGGCCGAUUCCACCCCGAAGGGAAUUUUAAGGCCCGCAAACCCCAGUGGCGGCAAUACUGGAACCGCACAAGAACGCCCCAACAAACGAGCGACGAUACUUGAUCAUAAAGGCGCCAGUGUUGCAGGGCGUGAGGUCGAUUCAAGUGAUGGCCUUUUCUUCUUGGAACAUCGCAUCGCCCCCGAAAAUCUUUCUGCGACAGUCCAGGCAGCAUACGACUUGCAGGUAGACAGAGAUCCCAAUUUUGGAAUUCGUGUCACGGGGUCAGAGGCUGAGGGGACCAUACAGGUUCCUUCGACGCCAACAUCGACCAGACAGCAAAGAAUAUACGAAUUCUGGACUCCCCCCGCCAUCGAUCGGGAUGCACAGCGAGUCCCUCGUAGUUUUGCGUCAGGAACAGGGUCGACGCCGGUUGGCGCCAACGUGCAGGCGGGCAGAGUUAAAGCCAAAGCCAAAGCGUUGUAA